Molecule: messenger RNA, 1393 nt
Organism: Chelonoidis abingdonii (Abingdon island giant tortoise)
Lineage: Eukaryota; Metazoa; Chordata; Testudines; Testudinidae
Product: sulfotransferase 1C2-like
Molecular function (GO): sulfotransferase activity
Source: RefSeq, a predicted model, not a curated record
AUUAAAAAGGCUGCCUGCUAAGAGGAGUGCUGGGGCUUUGCCUAGCAGAUCAAGAAGGAAACUCCUCAGCAAGAGAAAGUUCAGUAUCCAGAUUAAGCAGCUUUAUAGACCCUGUCUGACCAUCCGAGGUGAGAAGGAGGCUGGAGGAGCUUUGUCAAGACAACAGGCGAAAGAGGUGGCUGCAUUUCAGUGCUGGAUGAUCAUCUAGUCUGCGAUACACUAUGUCCAAAGAACAGACUAAAGCGCUCACGCCGGAAAAAGAGGGACGUCCACAACUGGGCGAAGUGGAGGGGAUUCUGCUCUCCCAGUCCACCUGUAAUGAAUGGCAGCGGAUCCAGAGUUUCCAAGCCAGGCCCGACGAUCUGCUCAUCUGCACCUACCCCAAAGCAGGCACAACAUGGAUCCAGGAGAUAGUAGACAUGAUCCAGCAGGAUGGGGACUUGGAGAAGUGCAAGCGUGCCCCCGUCCACCACCGGCACCCCUUCAUCGAGUGGGCUCGUCCGCCCCAACCCUCAGGUGUGGAACAGGCUGAAGCCAUGCCCUCGCCACGGACCCUGAAAACCCACCUCCCCGUCAAACUGCUACCUCCAUCCUUCUGGGAACAGAAGUGUAAGUUCCUGUACGUGGCUCGUAAUGCCAAGGACUGCAUGGUCUCCUACUACCACUUCCAGAGAAUGAGCAAAGUGGUGCCUGACCCAGGCCCCUGGCACGAGUAUUUUGAGAUGUUCAUGGCGGGCAAAGUGGGCUGGGGUCCAUGGCACGACCACGUGAAGGGCUGGUGGAAGGUAAAGGACAUGCACUGCGUGCUCUUCCUCUUCUACGAGGACAUGAAGAAGGACCCGAAGUGUGAGAUCCAGAAGGUGGCCCAGUUCCUGGGAAAGAACCUGGACCAGGAGCUUCUGGAGAAGAUUGUCUAUCACACAUCAUUCGACGUCAUGAAGGACAAUCCCAUGGCUAACCGCUCCGGCAUCCCCGUGUCCAUCAUGGACCAGUCCAUCUCCCCGUUCAUGCGCAAAGGGACUGUUGGGGACUGGAAGAACCACUUCACUGUGGCACAGAAUGAACGCUUUGAGGACGACUAUGAGAAGAAGAUGGCUGGGACCAAUCUGACCUUCUGCAUGGAGCUCUGAGGACCCUGCCUCUGAGCCUGGCAGGAUCCACCCAGCCUGCCACAGCCACCCCUGUAGGCCCCUGAAUCUCUACCAGUCUUUUCCAAGGUGACAGACCUUCUGCCAUGGACUACUCCCAGGCUCAGCCAAACCCCAGGGCUUUUCUGUGGGGCAGUGGUGUGGGUUCUUCCACUGUAUAACCCUGUCCUCUCUGUCCCAUUUUCACAUCUUCUUCCCUUCCCAUUCCCACCUACUGUUCCUUCCCUCCUCCUGACCCACCAUGG